GAUCGAUAAACCCGCGGUCACACUGACAGCAUUUUGGCGGGAUUAUUUUCGCGACGCUCUACAAAACCGAAUUCGUGCAGCUGCAAAUCCACAGUUUACUCUCAUUUAAACAAUUGAAACAAAACAAAAUGGCUCGUCGUGACUAUGCCCAGGACAGAGAAUCCAUCAAAACCUUCCUGUCGGAGUUUUGCAAGUGCGACGAUGACGGCAAGAAGCAGUUUGUGUAUGGCUCGCAGCUGGUGAAGCUGGCACAUCGAGAGCAAGUUCUGAUCACCAUUGAUCUGGACGAUCUGUCCGAGUUCAAUGAGAGCCUGGCCGAGGCGGUGAUCGACAACUGCAGACGCUACGCGGGCAUCUUCAGCGAUGUGAUUGCCGAGCUGCUGCCCAGCUACAAGCAGCAGGAGGUGCACGCAAAGGACGCCCUAGAUGUGUACAUUGAACAUCGCUUGAUGAUGGACGCCCGCGUGCGAAAUCCCAUGGAGCAGCGCGACGAACGCAACAGCUUCCCCGCCGAGCUGAUGAAACGAUUCGAGGUGGGCUUCAAGCCACUGUCCACGGAGAAGGCGCAUUCCAUCCGUGAGGUAAAGGCUCAGCACAUUGGCAAGCUGACGACUGUCCGUGGCAUUGUGACGCGCUGCACGGAGGUGAAGCCCAUGAUGGUCGUGGCCACAUACACUUGCGAUCGCUGUGGCUCCGAGACCUAUCAGCCAGUGAGCUCGCUCUCCUUCACGCCCGUCCACGAUUGCCCCUCGGACGAUUGCCGCGUGAACAAGGCCGCCGGUCGCCUGUACUUGCAGACGCGCGGCUCCAAGUUCGUCAAGUUUCAGGAGCUGAAGAUGCAGGAGCACAGCGACCAAGUGCCCGUCGGACACAUUCCGCGCAGCAUGACGGUGCUCUGCCGCGGCGAGGUCACGCGCAUGGCCCAGCCCGGUGAUCACGUUGUUGUCUCGGGCGUGUUCUUGCCUUUGGUGCGCAGCGGAUUUGCCCAGAUGAUCCAGGGACUGCUCUCGGAGACAUAUCUGCAAGCACACCGCAUAAUUUGCAUCAACAAAAAUGAUGACAUAUCGGACAAGGAGGCCGAGCUAACGCCCGACGAGCUGGAGGAGCUGGCCCAGGAUGAUUUCUAUGAGCGUCUGGCCACCAGCUUGGCCCCUGAAAUCUACGGCCACUUGGACGUGAAGAAGGCGCUGCUGCUGCUGCUGGUGGGUGGUGUGGACAAGCGCCCGGACGGCAUGAAGAUUCGUGGCAACAUCAACAUCUGUUUGAUGGGAGAUCCUGGCGUGGCCAAGUCGCAGCUGCUGGGCUACAUUAGUCGCCUGGCCUUGCGCUCGCAGUACACCACAGGCCGUGGCUCCUCGGGCGUGGGUCUGACGGCUGCCGUGAUGAAGGAUCCCCUCACUGGCGAGAUGAUGCUUGAGGGCGGGGCCCUGGUGCUGGCCGAUCAGGGCGUUUGCUGCAUCGACGAGUUCGACAAGAUGGCGGACACCGAUCGUACAGCCAUCCACGAAGUGAUGGAACAGCAGACCAUCUCCAUUGCCAAGGCGGGCAUCAUGACCACGCUGAAUGCUCGCGUCUCCAUUCUGGCCGCUGCCAAUCCCGCCUUUGGCCGCUACAAUCCUCGUCGCACGGUGGAACAGAACAUCCAGCUGCCCGCCGCUCUGCUCUCGCGUUUCGAUCUGCUGUGGCUCAUCCAGGACAAGCCGGACCGCGACAACGAUCUGCGCCUGGCCAAGCACAUCACCUACGUGCACUGCCACAGCCGGCAGCCACCGUCGAGGGUGAAGUCGCUGGACAUGCAUCUCAUGCGUCGCUACAUCAAUCUCUGCAAGCGCAAGAACCCCACCAUUCCGGACGAGCUCACCGACUACAUUGUGGGCGCUUAUGUGGAGCUGCGUCGCGAGGCGCGCAACCAGAAGGACAUGACCUUCACCUCGGCACGUAAUCUGCUCGGAAUUCUGCGCCUCUCCACGGCCCUCGCUCGUCUGCGUCUCUCCGAUCGCGUGGAGAAGGACGAUGUGGCGGAGGCUCUGCGGCUGCUGGAGAUGUCAAAGGAUUCGCUCAACCAGACGCACGAACACCAAAAGGGACAUGUGCCAAAUACAUCGGAUCGCAUCUUUGCCAUCGUGCGGGAGUUGGCUGGCUCGGGCAAGUCCGUGCGGAUUGGCGACAUCAUGGAUCGUUGUAUGACAAAGGGCUUCAAACCCGAUCAAGUGGACAAAUGCAUCGACGACUACGAGGAGCUGAAUGUCUGGCAGGUAAACAUGGGACGCACAAAGAUAACGUUCAUGUAAAUCGGCCGAUCAGAGACUUAAGCCUUCUCCUAGUUCAUUUUUAUAUUUCUAUCCCUAGUUGAUACGUUUUCUAUUUUGAUUAAUUUUAUAAUCGUUCCGUUAACAUUUCACGUUCUCAUAUCUUACCAUCAAUCAUUAAUCAUUCACGUAAAUAAAUAAGAAAUAUUUUAUUAA
Messenger RNA from Drosophila subobscura, 2465 nucleotides. It is a transcript of the gene Mcm7, whose product is annotated as DNA replication licensing factor Mcm7. Gene Ontology annotation, biological process: DNA replication initiation; DNA strand elongation involved in DNA replication; double-strand break repair via break-induced replication. The coding region runs from base 129 to 2291 and encodes 720 amino acids. Gene Ontology annotation, cellular component: MCM complex; nucleus. The transcript has 5 exons. The record is from RefSeq and is a predicted model, not a curated record. NCBI's taxonomy places the organism in Eukaryota, Metazoa, Arthropoda, Insecta, Diptera, Drosophilidae. Gene Ontology annotation, molecular function: single-stranded DNA binding; ATP hydrolysis activity; single-stranded DNA helicase activity.